Messenger RNA from Colossoma macropomum (tambaqui), 6016 nucleotides. RefSeq names its product neuropilin 2b (gene nrp2b). Gene Ontology annotation, biological process: vascular endothelial growth factor signaling pathway; angiogenesis; axon guidance. The record is from RefSeq and is a predicted model, not a curated record. Bases 591 to 3362 code for a protein of 923 amino acids. Gene Ontology annotation, molecular function: semaphorin receptor activity; vascular endothelial growth factor receptor activity. Gene Ontology annotation, cellular component: membrane. The transcript is spliced from 15 exons. NCBI's taxonomy places the organism in Eukaryota, Metazoa, Chordata, Actinopteri, Characiformes, Serrasalmidae.
GCUUAGAGCUGCAGACGGAGCUGAGCGGAGCGCUGGACCUGUUUCACCCUGUCUGUUUCUACACGGCCUCACCGGAACACAUGAUUUAGCCUUAACCUCUUUUCUGCCAUUUUAACGCGAGCUCUCGUUUUACUUUUGGAGAGAAACGUGAGCGAGUUGUGAUCUAAUAAAGAGGAGAGAGUAAAAAGUCAGAGGAAAAAGACUGGAGCGCAUCUGUGACAUUUGGACUGGAGGAGGAAAAGCACAGAAGGAGAACAACAACAAAAAAAGAAAAAAGUCUGACUUUAAAACCCUAAUCUUACUCGAACUGAUGACCAGAGUGGACUGCAGUGUCUCGCUGAACGCUGCUGUGAGCGGGACCCUCCUUAGUCCGAGUUGAGGGGGAAAGUUGCUCAGCCAGGCUGCUGUGUUUAGUGUAAUGAAAGGUAGAUGAGAGGCAGCCCGCCUGGUUCUCCAGUGUAGUAGUGAAAGGGAAGAACAGCAUGUGCUGGUCUGUCUGACUCCAGAAAGAGCGAAGCGCGCGGCUCUGAUCCUGUUACUGAACACGGAGAUUCAGCACCACGAGACUUUCCACGAGACUUUACCCCAACAUGGAUUUACUUAGCAGACUGAGUGGAUGUUUACUUGUGUUGUGCUUAUCAUCUCUGGUUCGCGGAGACGAGGAGCCAUGUGGUGGGCAGCGUGACGCCAGCGAUGCAGGCUAUAUCACCACGCCAGGUUACCCUCAGGAGUACCCACCGCACUUGGACUGCCGCUGGGUUAUCACAGCCCCCGAGCCAUCCCAGCGCAUUGUCCUCAACUUCAACCCCCACUUUGAGCUAGAGAAGCUUGACUGCAGAUACGACUUCAUCGAGAUCCGGGAUGGCAAUUCAGAUUCAGCUGAUCUGCUGGGGAAGCACUGCAGCAACAUCGCUCCGGCCGCAAUCAUCUCUUCCGGCCCUGUGCUCCUCAUCCGCUUUGUGUCUGACUACGCCCACCAGGGGGCAGGCUUCUCGCUGCGCUACGAGAUUCAUAAGACAGGUUCAGACUGUUCCCGAAACUUCACCAGCCCAUCAGGUGUGAUCGAGUCACCAGGCUUCCCUGAUAAGUACCCUCACAACCUGGAGUGCACCUUCAUCAUCAUCGUCCCUCCCCACAUGGAAGUCACCCUCACCUUCCUCACCUUCGACCUGGAGAACGACCCUCUGCAGGGCUCUGAGGGAGAAUGCAAGUAUGACUGGCUGGAGGUGUGGGACGGCCUGCCACAGGUUGGGCCCCUCAUCGGCCGUCACUGUGGCACCAAGAUCCCUCCUGAGCUCAAGUCAUCCACUGGCAUCCUCUCGCUUACCUUCCACACAGACAUGGCGGUGGCUAAAGACGGCUUCUCCGCCCGCUACAACAUGACGUUAAAGGAAGUUAGUGAAAGUAAGUAUCUCCUGUUCUUUGCUCGUGCAUCUCAGCCUCCCCCUUUUUAUAGUAGCUUAUAUAUUGUUUGCAUGCUCUCAGAUUUCCACUGCAGCAAUGCUUUUGGGAUGGAGUCGGGCCACAUCACGGAUGACCAGAUCACGGCCUCUUCCUCGUUCAGUGAUGGUCACUGGGCUCCACGACAGGCUCGACUCAACUACAAUGAAAAUGCCUGGACGCCAGCUGAGGACAGCAGCAAAGAAUACAUACAGGUGGACCUUCACUUCCUGAAGGUUCUGACAGGCAUUGCCACCCAGGGUGCCAUCUCCAAGGAGACGCACAAGUCAUACUUCGUCACUACAUUCAAGCUGGAGGUCAGUACCAACGGAGAGGACUGGAUGGUCUACCGUCACAUCAAGAACCACAAGGUUUUCCUUGCCAACACAGACCCGUCAGAGGUGGUGCUGAACCGCAUCCCUCAGCCUGUCCUCGCCCGCUUCGUCCGCAUUAGGCCCCAGACGUGGAAGAAUGGCAUUGCGCUACGCUUUGAGCUCUAUGGCUGCCAGAUCACAGAUGCCCCGUGUUCGGAGAUGCAGGGCAUGCUCUCGGGCCUUCUACCAGACUCCCAGAUUAUGGCCUCCUCUAUGCGGGACAUCCACGGAUCUACAGGUGCGGCCCGUCUGGUAGCCAGCCGCUCCGGAUGGUUCCCCAGCCCCACGCAGCCUGUGGCUGGUGAGGAGUGGCUACAGGUGGACCUGGGCGUCCCCAAGACCGUGAGAGGCAUCAUCACGCAGGGCGCUCGCGGAGUGGAUGGCAGCAACAGCGCCGAAAGUCGUGCCUUUGUUAGAAAGUACCGGCUAGCACAUAGCAUGAACGGCAAAGACUGGAGCUUCUUUCUCGACCCCAAGACUGGCCUGCCUAAGAUUUUCGAAGGAAACACACACUAUGACACUCCAGAGAUCCGCCGCUUCGAUGAGGUCGUGACCCAGUUUAUCCGGGUGUAUCCAGAAAGAUGGUCACCUGCUGGCAUCGGGAUGAGGCUGGAGAUACUGGGCUGUGACCUGCCAGAAUCCACUACUAUUCCUGAUACUGCCACCCCAACUCUGCCCCAGCAGGAAGAGACCAGCACGGCUCACAGAGCAGCAGUGCCCACUACUCUGUCAGCUCUGGGCGGUUUGUGUGAUUUUGAGCAGAAUAUGUGCGGCUGGACUCAUGAUCCUACAGCUGACCUGAACUGGGCACUACACAGUCCAUCCAGUCCCAGUAUGGACCUGCAACUGGGAGCCGAUGAUUAUGGCAGUUUUCUGUACUUGGAGGCGAGUCCUAAGACAGAACAUGAGCGAGCCAGGCUGCUGAGCCCACCGGUGGGGCCUGAGAGAGGCCCACUCUGUCUGCUUUUCCUCUACCAGCUGACGGGCGAGGCUCAGGGCACACUGAGGGUUUUGAUCCGAGAUCACAACCAGGACGAGGCCCUGCUGUGGAUACUGAAAGGAGAGCAGGGCCACAGCUGGAAAGAAGGACGCACCAUUCUACCUCGGUCACCCAAAGAGUACCAGGUUGUCAUCGAGGGCUUCUUCGAGCAUGGCAGCCGAGGCCACAUCUGGAUCGACAACAUCCACAUGAGCACCACGACAGAGCUGGAACAGUGCACUCAGCCUUUCCCGGCUUUCCCUCCAGAGAUGACUGGGGGAGCCCUACCUGGCAGGAGUGACCCCACUGUGGACACUACGGUGUCUCUGCAGCCCAUGCCCACCUACUGGUAUUACGUAAUAGCCGGAGGGGGGGCGCUCUUGCUGCUGGCCUCCGUGGCGCUGGUCAUGGCCCUGUGCUGCCAUCGCUACCACCUGGCCGCCAAGAAGAGCCAGCACUCAGUGGCCUACCAGAGCACGCACUACCCAGGCAGCGGCUCGGCAGGGCCCGGGGUGGAGCCCAUGCUGACCAUUAGACUAGAAAAGCACGAGCCAUGCUCGCAAUGCUGAGGAGAGAGAGAGAGAUGGAGACUGUGGAGGGGUCACUAAGGCUCUCUCUCUCUCUCUUUCUCUCUCUGCUGCUUUGUAACUACCGACAGGCACAGAAACCCUGCCGAUGCUCGUGCAGGGCUCUUCAGGAGGGAUUUUUUUUCUUUCUUUUUUGGAGGAUCCCUUUGGAGGAUUGGGAGGCUUCUGCCGCUGGCGUAUGGAGACUUUUUGAAAGUGUUUAGUUGCUAAUCGAAUGGAGGGAAGGAAAAAAAAGGACGCGCUCAAGCAGCAGAGCCGUGGAUAUGCUGCCCUCUUGAACCCCUUUUGCACUGUGUUCGCAGUUUCAGCUUUGCCGUUUGCUUACCGGAAAGAAGAGACAAGCAUCCAGCCUCAAUCCUGAGUGACAGGAAGCCACCUCCGUGUCUCUGUGUGUGUGCGUGUGUCUCUCGAUGGGAACCUGACUCUGCAGGGUUCUAAUCCCCUGCUUGUGACCAAUCCUUUUGCCCAGUGGAGAAAGGCCACCAUUGCUGCCAAAGCAGGAGGAAGAGACACAGAGAACGGGGAGAAAAAAGAGACAGCAUACAAGAGGAAUGAAAGAUACUGCUGUGUCACGUGGCAGCAUUUGCAUGUGGACUGCACAAUGCACACGCACAUUUCUGAUGAGCUUAGUUUGUAGAGAGGUGCUUCUUGAAAUGCAAAGCAAGAGGUAGCAUAAGUGGCAAAAUGAAAGACAGUGAAAGGGAUGCAUUCGGGCUAUGGCAAGCAUCGGUGUAACAAAUCCUUUGGUUUCUUGGAAGGAAUCUGUGUCUUUGCGUGCCUUGUUGGGGCAUGUGUGUGUGUGCGUGGCUGGGUGGGUGGUUGUAGUAAGUGUGUGUGUUUGUGUAAGGAUGGGGUUGGCACCCCAAACUUAAAGCACUGACAGUGUUCCCUUUUUCCAUUGAGCCUGUUUCCUGCCUCAAGUCUUUAUCUAAGACCCUGUUUACACAUGGUCAUUUCAUGUGACUUGAAUCUGGAUUGUAACCUGAUCAGAUUUUAACCUCAAGCAUUCACACCUGGUAUUCAAACAAGUCUUUGUUUAGUCAGAUUGACAUCCGUUUGCUGUGGUUACAUUUACAGUUCUGCGUAUGGCAGAUGCUCAGAUCAGCUCAUAUACAGUCAUAUGCAAAAGUUUGGUCACCUCUGUCAAAUUACAUUUGUUGAUUUUGAGAAAAUAAUUUAACACAUCCUCUGCAGAGAACACAUCUGCUCAUUUUAAUACACAAUUACUGUUUAUUUGCUGAAUUGAAUUAAACAUAAAAUGUCAAUUUUUUUUGACCGGAAGUGACACAUUGUGGAAAAAAAAUAUUCCUCAGCUUUUAUUUACAUUUGAACAAAAAGUGGCAUGUCCAAAAUUAUUCAUACCCUUCUCAAUAAUCAAUAGAAAAGCCUUUAUUGGCUAUUACAGCAAUCAAACGCUUCCUAUAAUUGCUGACCAGCUUUUUGUCUCCACUGGUAUUUUUGCCCAUUCAUCUUUAGCGAUGAGCUCCAACUCUUUCAGAUUGGAGGGUCUCCUUGCCAUCACCCUGAUCUUUAGCUCCCUCCACAGAUUCUCAAUUGGAUUCAAGUCAGGACUCUGGCUGGGCCACUGCAAAACGUUAAUGUUUUUGUCCGCCAACCAUUUUACAUUUUUUCACCAUUUUUUCAUGGUGCCAUUCACUGUGAUUAGGUUCCCUGGUCCACUGGCUGAAAAACACCACCAAAUCAUUAGGUUCCCACCACCAUGUUUGACAGUGGGGAUGGUGUUUUUAGGGUUGAAGUCUUCUCCUUUUUUACGCCAAAUGAAGGAUACAUCAUUGUGGCCAAACAAUUCAAUUUUUGUUUCAUCUGACCAUAAAACAGAAGACCAGAAAUCUUCUUCUUUGUCCAGACGAGUAUUUGCAAAGGCCAAGUGGGCUUUUGUGUGCCUUUUCUGGAGAAGUGGCGUCUUCCUUGGUCUGUGUCCGUGGAACCCAGCAGUGUGCAGUGUCCGUUGGACUGUCUGCCUUGAGACGUUGCCACCAGCAGAGGCCAGAUUCACCAGGAUGGCCUUGGUGGUGAUCCUUGGAUUCUUUUUCACCUCUCUCACUAUCCUCCUGGCCAGCACAGGUGUCACUUUUGGCUUCCGACCACAUCCUCUGAGAUUUUCCACAGUGCGGAAUGUCUUGUAUUUUUGAAUAAUACUUUGCACUGUUGCCCCUGGAACUUGAAAACAUUUAGAUAUGGCCUUAUAGCCCUUUCCUGACUUGUGAGCAGCCACAGUGCGCAGCCGCAGGUCCUUAGUGAGCUCCUUUGUCUUAGUCUGUCACCUGUUGAGUUGAUUAAAACAGCUGUUCCCAAUGAAUCAGGGUAAUUAGGAUGCUUUAAAACAGCUUGGACUAUUUGAAAUGGUAUAGAAAUUUGGAUUUUCCCAUAGACUGUGACAGUUUGCAAAGGAUAUGAAUAAUUUUGGACAUGCCACUUUUUGUUCAAAUGUAAAUAAAGCUGAGAAUUUUUUUUUUUUUCACAAUGAUGUCUCUUGUACUUCGUCUUAUUAUUUUCUGGGAGAUGCCUGUGUCAUUUCCGGUCAAAAAAUUGCUGGUUGAAUAAAAAUAACUUUAAGCCGAAAUUUGCCAGGGGUACAAAUAAUUUCGGGCUUCACUGUGUGUAUAUAUAUAUAU